CCGAAAAGCUUUUCUCUGCUCAAGCGAUCAUAUCCUCACGACUUUUCAACCCGAGCUGGUUGGACCAUACAUCAAUGAACGAUUAGUUGCCGAGGCUGCAGUAUACACGAGGCAAGCUACAAUUGCCAUCCAUCUCGAUAGACCCGCGCUGAAGACAGCACGAAUGGUCGCAAUCGCUACUCUACAUAUUUUACAUAGCCCAGCCCGCAAUUAUGCUGGUGACCCAUUCUGCCGUAGACCAAUAACAUCGCGAUGCGCAACAUCCCACUUCCCCGUCGACCCGCGACUCCGACCUGCCCAUCCCCCAUGCAUCACUUGGCUUUGAGCCCCCUCAGCGUCUUCAUCACAUCCUGCAUGUUCUCCAGCUCCGGGCCAGCCCACUCUCCCUCCCACUCCCGUUCGUCCUCGCGCUCCUGGGUGCGCACGAGGAUGCUCCGCAUACUUUUGCGGGAGUCCAUGCGGCGCAGCACACGGGGAUGUGAUUGCAUCGACGCACGCGAGCUGGACCGUGGGACGGAUUGGGCCACAGCGCGUUCUUGCUCGUAGGUCGGAGGGGGGCAUAUCCCGGGCGGUCCGAAGAAAGCUUGGCCGUCUGAGUAGGUUGCGGCGCGUGAUAAUCGUCUCGGAGGCGCGUGUUCUGAAAUCGAGGACAGCUCGCCGGGGUCGGUGUACGACAUUGGAUGGACGUGUACUGGGUCGAGGGGAGUGGAGGGCGCUGUUCGCGACAUCCUUACGGGUUCCACCGACAACCUUUUUUGGUCUCCCUCGCGCGACGGACGCGCGAAGGACGUUCCAGUGAUGUCCUCCGUUCUCACUGCGCUCGCUCCGCCAUUCACGCUCGUGCUCCUGCGCACAAUCCACCCCUCGUCCGCCACCCCUCGUGCCAUCGCGAAGACCCGCUGCUCCAGCUCCGACUCAGGCGUGCUCAGCGUGCUCGCGCGCCGCCGGCGCUUGAAGGGUCCCGGCUGUUGCGUGCCGCCCGGUGCCGUGAGCACGAGGGACGGGGGCACCUGCUCCCCCAGCGUCCGCGUGAGUUUCGCGAAGCGCAUCGCCAGGCGCGUGUGCUCCUCGUAGUCGGUUGGUGUGGCCGGCGAGAAGACAGGGGAGAUGGGCGAGAGUGGGGGGAGCACCGGAGGUGCACUUGGUAGUCGGAGCACCAGAGCGGGGCGCUCGGCGGCGGCUGAGCUUGGACCGCUGCUGCUGCUGUCCACUGGUGAUGCUGCGAGCUGGAUGCCGCGUGAGGAGAUGGUUUGGGAAUCGACUUUGAGGAAAGGCAGGGCGAGAGAAGAGAGUGAUGCGGAGCCGAGGAGGUAGAGACUGCGCUUCCCGCUUGGUCCUCUGGGUGGUCCCGGGUUAGGACUUGGUGGGGUUGAUGUGUCCGGCGGUGCGGCCAUGUCGAUGACGGGUGUUUGCCCCAGUACGGAAGUCAGCUUGCGCAUCGAGCGGACGAGGCGUUGGUGCUCAGUGCUCGGGACCAUAUGUGUCGUUGGCGGCAUCGGCAUGUCGUCGUCCCAUUCGGUGCUUUCCCUCGUUGUCGACAGUCUCUGAGGCAUGGGGGCGUGGCGGUCGCUGCCAGGUGGAUCCCAUUCCAAUUCCUGCACCGAAUAUUUUGUACGAGCUACCGCCCGAUCACGCCUGGGCAACAACGGCUGACGUUUCCACGCAUUCCAGCGAUUGCCGCGCACGAGUCUAGCAUGCUGUGAUCCAUACACGGAAGACAGGGCUGAUCUCCAGCUGAUCGUCAGAGCCCCUGCGGACAUUGUCUCAUCAUGACAUUUUCUGCUACUUCCGUCCGUUUGCUCGCUUCGGCGUCUUGUGGGCCGACACUUUAGUGAAGCUCCGUGAAACCAUAGCCUGUGAAUCCGCCGAGGUCAUCCUUAUGGAGCUUGGCGACCCUGGGCCGCGUGCCAUUGGCGAUCGAUCUGGUACAUAAAGUAGACACUUCCAGAAGCUAUUCAAAUAUCUACGGUUGCUGUGACUGGAGCAUCGUCGUCGUCGGGACCCCCUCACCGGUAGUAACACCGCUUCACAGAUCGCUACUCGUACCCAAUGACCGCACUUCAUAAUUGCUGACUAACAAGCGCUCACCAUUUGCUUUAACACCCCCGAUUCUCAUCCAACGACAACCAUUAUAGCAAUUCAAUAUAUAUGAAUGUACACGCGCUAGCAUACAUGGGUGACUGGCGAAAUGGCAUCGCGUCUGACUACGACUUGAUCUUGUGAUCAGGAGAUUGCAGGUUCGACCCCUGCGUCGCUCAUUUUCGAUCAUUUUGUUGUCCUUGCCUCUCCCCUAGUCUUAUUGUCUUUGGCUCUACCCAGAAUAACUCUU
This is a messenger RNA of Mycena citricolor, 2329 nucleotides long. The record is from the annotation of a GenBank genome assembly. Lineage: Eukaryota; Fungi; Basidiomycota; Agaricomycetes; Agaricales; Mycenaceae.